GAGGUGGAGAAUCUGACAACUGAUGAAAGAGGGAAACAAACACGCCCUAGACUGAAGCCCACUACUUGCACUGCCAGUCCGCCAUAAGGGUUUUAGCACAACAAAAGGGUUUUGCUGAAUGCUGAACUCCUACCCCUCAACUUCCUCAUCCUCCUGUUAGGCGAAAUGAUUAUCGACUCAACUACCCAAGAUUGAAAUACUCGAAUCCAUUACCCUCCACUGAUAAAUUUCAUUUCUCACUUCAAGAAACAAAAAACUGGCAUAACCGAACAGAAGAGCCCUCGAUGCAGCGGACCCGUUUUUCCAUCUUCACCCUUCGGAUGCUCACAUAUUCCAACUGUAUUCGCACGACCUCCAGUUUCCCUUACUCCAAUCCCCAAAGUCCUAGACCCAAUGAGUGGUUCGCCUUCUUUCGCCAGUUUUCAUUCACUCGGCGCGCACCGGAAUCGGACCCAAAUGACCCAUCCACACUCAUUAAGGAAGACGGUGUCGCGGUUUGUUCUCAAAUGUGGUUGGAGAAUUUCCGUGAACCCGACAGGUUAGUGACCAAUUUGAGUUCGUAUUUACGCCGGUUCGAGUUGUGGGUUUUGGCUUACCAGAAGGUUUGCGCCGACGAGACUGGGGCGUAUAUGCCCCGGGGCUCGAUUGAAAGGUCAUCCCUCGAGGACCUUUUGACGCUGCGCAAUGCGGUGCUUGAUGAUAGGUUUAGGUGGGGGGCUCGGUUGGAUUUCUUUUUAAAAUCGCCCAAGGACAAGACGGAUUACCGGUCAUUGUCGAAGAGGAAAAUUAAGGCGAUCUUGACAACCUCCCAACCUGCCCCAUUUCAGGAUAAGAUCGUCCAGGAGGUGUUGUUUAUGGUUUUGGAGCCAGUGUAUGAGGCUCGGUUCUCACCAAAGUCGUUUGCGUUUAGGCCAGGAAGAAAUGCGCAUACAGUGUUAAGAGUUAUCAGGAGGAGUUUUGCAGGAUAUCUGUGGUAUAUAAAGGGUGAUUUUAGUACAAUUCUGGAUGGGAUGAAGGUUGGGUUGGUGGUAAAUGCUUUGAUGAGGGAUGUUAGGGAUAAGAAGAUUGUCGAUUUGGUGAAAUCAGCAUUGGUUACUCCAGUGAUCACUACCAAGGUUGAUGAUGGGGAGAAGUUGAAGAAGAAGAAGAGAAAGUAUCAGAAGAAGAGGGUAUUAGCUGAGGACGAGCCUAAGCCUGACCCGUAUUGGUUGGAGACAUUUUUUGGAUUUGCCCCAGAGGAGGCAGAGAAGCUUCCUUCUUGGGGGCAUUGUGGUAUUCUUAGUCCACUCUUGGCUAACAUUUGUCUGGAUGAGCUGGACCGCUGGAUGGAAAGUAAGAUUAAGGAGUUUUAUCGUCCUUCAAAGAGCGAUGUCAUAUGGAAUAAGCCGGAGGGGGAAGCAGAACAAGGGAACACAUCUUGGCCAGAAUUCGUGCCAACAAGUGGGCCAGAUAAGACCCGUAAGGUGGAUUAUGUACGAUAUGGGGGUCACAUUUUGAUUGGUGUUCGGGGACCUAGAGCAGAUGUGGCGACAUUGAGAAAGCAGUUAAUCGAGUUUGUUGAUCAGAAGUAUAUGCUCAAGAUUGACAAUGAAAGCCUUCCUAUUGAACACAUAACUAAGGGUAUAAUGUUUCUUGACCAUGUCUUGUGUCGAAGAGUAGUGUAUCCAACUCUACGCUACACUGCUACUGGUGGUAAGAUCAUUAGUGAGAAGGGUGUGGGGACCCUUUUGUCUGUCACGGCAAGCUUGAAACAAUGCAUUAAGCAAUUUAGGAAGUUGAACUUUCUGAAGGGGGAUAGGGAUCCAGACCCACAACCUUGUUUCAGAAUGUUUCAUGCCACCCAAGCACACACAAAUGCACAAAUGAAUAAGUUUUUGUCAACAAUAGUUGAGUGGUACAGGUAUGCUGACAACCGGAAGAAAAUCGUUAACUUUUGCUCUUACAUUAUGAGGGGUUCACUAGCGAAGCUCUAUGCUGCAAAGUACAAGCUCCGUUCACGAGCAAAAGUAUACAAGAUCGGUGCUCGGAAUCUGAGCCGUCCUUUGAAGGAGAAGAAAGGUCAGUCACCUGAGUACCAUAAUUUGCUGAGGAUGGGUCUUGCCGAGUCAAUUGAUGGGCUUCAAUAUACCAGGAUGUCUCUUGUACCCGAGACUGAUUAUACCCCUUUCCCAAGUAAUUGGAGACCUGAUCAUGAGAAGGCAUUGCUUGAAUAUAUACGACUUGAAGAUCCAAAAACUGUGGAGGAGCAACGGAGUUGCAUUAGGGAGCAAGGUCUUGUUUCACCCCAGGAUUACAUGUCAAUGGUUGUUUGGAACUAUAAAAGAAAUGCAAUUGUGUUGGAUCGGCUUUCCCUGGUAAAUAGCGGUGGUAUUAGUUCAGGAAAAGAUCAACAGUUAUUCUUGGGUUCAAACCACGAGGACCAUGAUCAUGUAACCAAAGAAAUGGAAGAAAAUGAUGAAGGCAUCCAUGUGGCUCAAAUAUAAGGCUAUGUCUUAUAUUAUGUGCUUACAAAGUGCAAUCCAUCGGUAACUGCCCGAUGUGCUGGUUAGAUAAAGCAAAAGCUGAUUUUGAAAGCAACAGAGUGAAAGCACACAAUUGUUAAUUUCAAGUUGCAGAUAUGAAAACAGAUGACAUUGUAUUUCACAGUUUCCCUGCAAUGGCAAUUGGUGCUGUAUUGGUACUCUCAGCUACAUAUCCAUGCCAGUCCUUGCUGCGUAUGUCUGGCCAGGAUGAACCAUUGUAAGUGAUAUCGAGCCGAUCAUACUUUUCCUUUACCAGAGCACCCAACUACUCUUUAGCACCAACUCACAAAAAUGGCAGCCGAUGUGAUUCUGAAUACAAAUGAUAGCAAGCGGAGUCCUUUAAUCUAAAGACAUGAAUUGAAGCUAAUUCUUCCUUUCAAGCCUAAGUGCCUGGCUGCCUAUAUCAAGGAAGAAGGAGCACAGUGAUGACCAUCCUCUGCACUGCAGCUUUGAUGGAAUAGGACUAGAACAAUGGUGGCCAACAGUCCUCCUGCUGCGAGGGACAUUCUUCUUGCCAUUUAGAGGGAUUAACAAAGAGAUGGCCAGAUGGGGAAGAAAGGGAGAUGAUGGUCCAAGAUUUAUUUGGUUUCCUUCAAUUUCGACUCGCUUUGCUUACCAUCAUUUCAUACCAACAAAAUUUGACUAAUACGUGAAGACUGGGUGCGGUGCUCCGUUCAUGUUUGCGCCCUCGGAGUCAAAGAUCGCGAUGCUGACCAGCUGACCCCCUCAAAAGAAAAUAGAAGGCUUCGAGAAGGCCAAAAUGAGUGUGAUGUAUCACGGUGUGGAAGCUUUGGCCCAGACAUCUUUUUUCCUUUCCGGCUAAACAGCCAGCCGGA
Messenger RNA from Carya illinoinensis, 3358 nucleotides. RefSeq names its product nuclear intron maturase 2, mitochondrial. NCBI's taxonomy places the organism in Eukaryota, Viridiplantae, Streptophyta, Magnoliopsida, Fagales, Juglandaceae. The record is from RefSeq and is a predicted model, not a curated record. Gene Ontology annotation, biological process: mRNA processing. The transcript is spliced from 5 exons. The coding region runs from base 285 to 2483 and encodes 732 amino acids.